Messenger RNA from Trichobilharzia szidati, 3076 nucleotides. Lineage: Eukaryota; Metazoa; Platyhelminthes; Trematoda; Strigeidida; Schistosomatidae. The record is from the annotation of a GenBank genome assembly.
CGCACUUGUAAUGGCGCAGUGUACAGUUUUAUUUAUACGGUUGCUAUAAUAACAUAUGUCUACCUUUUACAGUGAUCUUGCUAAAGAAAUUGAAGAAGAAGAUAUUUCUUUUGACCGUAAGAAAAAAAUCGAAGAUGAUGAUCUCGAUGAAAUACUGAAUUCACUUGACCAGAAAAAUGAUUUAGGAAAUCAGAAAUCAGUUUUCAAGCUGAAUGGCGAUACAAACUCCUCAUUGGAAUUCUCUGGAAGGACGGAUCGACCUAAAAGUCAAGGAAAAUCACCAAAAAAUAUUCUCGAUGCCUUAAUAGAUCCUUUCAAAGAAUGUAAUACUUUAAACACAGAAAAAUCUGAGGUUUUUUUGGACUCUGCACAAGCCAAUGAACAUAAGAAACGUCCUGGCUCGUCAGUUUCCAAAAGAACGGUUCGAUUUUCGGACGACGUAGAUACCAGUUUCCCGGAAAUGACCAACAGUAAAAUUUCUGAUUCUUCUGACCGUGAUCAGUCUGCUAUUGAUAAAUCAGUGUCGAAGAAAACUGAAAGUAAUGUUUCCAACCUAAGCAGACCGCAAACAGCUCCAACUUCAUCAGAAUUUGGAAGAUUGUCAUUUAGAGAUUCCUUUCCAGAUGACGAUGAAAGCUCUGCGAAUCAGAUUCUUGACAUUUUGUCAGACAGAAAAUCUCUUGACAACUCUAAGCCAACAAAGGCCACUCGACCGCAUACACGUCGCCCUUCAUCUUUGGAGUCAGUUACUCGAAUUCCAAUAACACCUCAACCAAAUAACUUUGACAGACUGAAUAUUGAUCAUUUGCGUUCUCAAUCACCAUUUGAAAAAAAGCAUAAUUAUGAAUCUAUUGAGUCAGAAGCACAAAUUAAACGUCUCGAAAUGGAACGUGAUAAUUUGAUGAAUCUAUUAGAAUUAAUCAAACGACAACAUCGUGAAGAAAUACAGAUUUUGGAGCAAACUUCAAAGACGAAGUUAGAUUUGAUGAAAGAAGGUGCAGAACGUAAGGAAAGCCGUUUAAGAGAAGAAAUCAGUUUCCUUGAAACACAGAAUCGUGAACGCCUCCUUCAAAUGGAAGAAAAACGUGAUCAACUGCUUAAAGACUUGACGAAUAAGCUGAAUGAAACUCGUCAAACACACCAACGAGAAUUGGAGGAAUUAAAAAGCUCUCAUAAUGAAGAAAUUGAAUUGUUAAAACAACACCAUCAGGAGUUGAUAGAUCGACUUAAAUCAGCAUCACAACUUGAAAUGCGUACAAUAACUGAAUUGCAACCAAACAGUGAACAAUUAAAAAAUCUUUUAGACCAACUGAAAACUACUUUAAUGGAUUUAAGUAGACAAGAACAAGAACAAAUAAGAAAUGCAAAUAUUCGACAGGAGCAGUUAGCAAGACGUGAAGAGGCAUUACGUGCGAUUGAAGAUAGAUUAAAUCAACGUGAGAAUUCAUUGGAUUAUGAACGGAAACAAAUAGCUGAUUCAUUCACAAAACUAGAAAUUCAGUUUCGUGAACACACAAAAUUAGCGACAGAUGAUAAAUGGGCCGCUAAACAAGAAUACGAUCGACUAGCAAAAACUCAAAUCAGUCUAGAAGAAGAAAGACGUUGUUUAAUCGAUCAGUCAGGAAGAGCACGAGCUGAGAUGCAGCAGUUAGUGACGACAUUUAUCGGUGAACAUCGGAAAGCUCAGGUGAAAAAUAUGGAGGAACGUAAUUUAAUCGCUGAAGAACACCAACGUCUUCGUGCAGAACAAUUAAACUGGGAGGAGAAACAAAAAGCAGAUGAAUUAGCCAUGAAAAAGGCUAAGGAAGAUAUCGAUACAAUGAAAGAUGCACUAGCAUCAGAACGUCAAGCUUUGAAUGAAAGAAUCAGUAAAGUUAGAAUAGAUGAAGUGAAAUUAGAAGAAACCAGACGGCAGUUAGAUAUUGUUCGAUGUGACCUUGUUCGUGAACAAGAACUGUUAACACGGCGUGAAGAAUACUUGGAUCAAAGGCAAGAUGAAUUGAACAAACGUGCUGAUGUGUUAAGUCAAGCUGAGAAAUUGCUAAAGGAAUCUGAGUGCCGACAUCGUCGGUUACAAGAUGAACAAAGUAGACAAUUUGCUGAACUUCAAGAAAGAAGUCAUAAACUUCAUGAAGCUGAAAAACACCUUGUUAUAGAGAAAAAAGAAUUAGCUCAACAAAUGGAGAAAUUAAGUAAGCGUAAAAUGGAAACAGAAAAUCUAAGGCAAUCGCUUUGCUCAAAUUGUCGUACACCAGUGAGAGAAAGCAGUGCUUCAAAUCUGCGAAUACGUCAUAAAUUAGGAAGUAGUAAUGCUGGAGGAAUAAUAAACAAUGGAGUCAAACAAGUAUCAGCAUUACAUAAUGACGUCAAGGCAGGGAACGGAACAUGGGUUGAUUUUUGUCAGUUACGUGCCUCUCAGGAUCAAGAUGCUCGUUACCUCGAGGAAGAAAGUCGAUAUCUAGAAAAUAUCAAAAAGUCGUUGGAAAAUACAACCUAACCAGGUGGACAAAAAACACUGACAAAAAAAUACGAUUUUGAAAUGGGACAGAUAAAAGUUGUUGUUUUUUUUUAGAAAAAAAAUUAGUAGUAGUAUAAGUUAUCACUGUUACACAUCAACAAAAAAUGAAUUUCUGUUUGCUUGAUUUUUUUCCAAUCUUCUCUUCUUUUUGUGUGUUAUCAAGCUUCAAUUUGCCGAGAUAUUUUUGUUUUUGCUUUUGUAUUUUUUAAUUCUGAGUAUUGUAUUUUUCACUUGUCGAUUUGUGUAUAAGAGUUUACUUACUUAUGCGUACAUGUGAGUGCACAUGCGUGUGCGUGUGUGUGUUUGUGUGUCUGCUUACUCAGAUUACGGCACAUCAGCGCUUGUGUUUGUUUAACAGAGUACAUACAACUCUCAGAGUGUGAGUAUAGUGAUUAUAGCGGGUAAUGUAGAGUUUCCCAUGAAAGAGUUUUAGUUUUACACGUACUUUUCUAUAGGUAACAUUAUCACUACUGUAAGCAUUAUACUUAGUACUUAUUAUUAUUAUUACCAUUUAUUAUCAUUAUUAUCGUAGAACAGUUGAUGUAUGCAAUUUCCAAU